AUGAUGCGAUUCGUUGUUCUUCUCGCUCUUAUUGCUUUCCCAUUCAUCCUCGCUGCUCCCGAAAUAGAUUCGGCAGAUCAAGCAUCUGGAUUGGAUGUCUUGUACAAAAAACUGAUGAAAAAACAAGAAACAGUAAAGAAUGCUCGUCUGAUUGACUUCAUCAGUAGAGGUGCUCCAUCUGGAGUUGAUGCUCCAAUCCCUUCAAUUGCUGAAUAUGAAACAUUCAAAUCUGACAAAUCUGUGAACUUUUUGAGUGACGGAGCUGGACAUAUCGUGUUCCGUCAAUUCAGAAGAAUCAGAAUCUCUGAUUUACUCGGAUCCCAAAUGAAAUCUCGAGCAGGACUCCGAUUGUAA
Caenorhabditis remanei is the source of this 354-nucleotide messenger RNA. RefSeq lists its product as uncharacterized. Lineage: Eukaryota; Metazoa; Nematoda; Chromadorea; Rhabditida; Rhabditidae. Bases 1 to 354 code for a protein of 117 amino acids. The record is from RefSeq and is a predicted model, not a curated record. The transcript has 3 exons.